AUGACCUGCUCCUUCCGACACCACAGCUCGCCACAGUACCAUGACAAGGUAGAAGCAGCUCCGGGCGCAGGCGAAGGGCUGCUCUGGGCCUGGGUGGGGCCGGGCGGGGGCCGCAGGCGCCGGGUGGCUGUGCCAAGCCCUGCCGGAGAGAAGCUAGGAGGCUGCGAUACUGCUGCAUUGUGCUGCAUCACGGCCGGAUGGCAGGAGGCGAGGGCGGGCGCGGCGCCCCAGGGCGGCUCCCCCAGCCCUGCGCGGGCGCGGGACUGGGCGAGGCGGGGGCGGCGGGGCGCGCUGGGCUGCAGCAGCGCAGCCCGGACCACGCCGGCCGCAGCCCCGCACCGUUACGCACGGAGAUUAGAAGAGCCCCUGGGAGACCCCACACUCGGCACCCACCCCGUGACAGGGCCCACGACGGUCAGUGGCAGGCGUCCUCACUGCGGAGCCCGCCGCGCCCCGAGGGCCCGCUCCCCGCCCCCACGGCCUCCGGGGCGCAGGGCAGCAGCCGCGUCACGCGCCCCGGCCCGCGCCCCUUCUCCGCCCGCCCGCCCGCACACAACCUCGGGUGAGUUGGCAUCCUCCCGCCUCGGACCCCGACCUACCUCCUGGGGUGGGGUGGGGGCGCCGGGGUCCCGUCCUCCUCCCGCUCCUCGGCGGCCGGGCGGGUGGGCCGGGGAGGCGACUCCGCGGGGCUGGCGGCGGCUGGGGCCGGGGCUCACAGGACGGGACCAGUGGGCGCUGCUGCGCGGGGCUGCGCGCUCGCUCCGGGAGGAGAGGCGGCCGGGGGAGGGACUGGAGGAAUCCGCAGCCCGAACGGCGACAGCUGCACUGAUUCCGGGGGCUGGGCGGGCGCGGGGCGGGGAGGAGGGAGGAGAGAGCGCGCGGGGCGGGGAGAGGGGCGCGGGCGCGGCUAGGCUCGGCGUCGGGAGCGCGCGCACGCCUCCCGCACCUCCCGAGCUUCAGCUGCUCCUCCCUGUCGCGCGCCCUCCGCCCUGCGCGCAGCCCUGCAGCCAGGCAGCCGCCCACCCAGCGCGGGCUCGGAGGCAGCGGGGAACGGCGUGUGCGUGCACGCUCUCCCGAGCUCCAGUGCUUUCCCGGCCCUGGGCCGCGCUCCCUGCGACGGGGUCUGGCCUGGGCGGGGUAGGGACACCAGACAUUCCCAUGCCACAGACAUCGGUUCAGAAGCAAAGAGACCAGCUAUGCCAGGAUGUUCCCAGCCUUCUUCAGGUCCGCCCCCCCCCCACGACGCCCACAAAUCAGCAGGAAGCAGUUUUGAGAAUUCACCGCCCAAAUUCCUUCAAACUGUGGUGUCUAAUCUGCUUUUUAUUAUAAGGAAGACCUGGGAAUGUUAUGGUUUUGGUCCCUUUAAGAGACAAGCCACGCCCACUCCCUCCCCCAUCCGCUGAGGCAGGCUGAUCUCCAGCUUCCGGCCUGAGCUCGCUCUCUUUUCCAUCUUCCUCUCGGAGAGGCAGCUCC
Molecule: messenger RNA, 1473 nt
Organism: Alexandromys fortis (reed vole)
Lineage: Eukaryota; Metazoa; Chordata; Mammalia; Rodentia; Cricetidae
Product: translation initiation factor IF-2-like
Exons: 3
Coding region: 1-1329 (442 amino acids)
Source: RefSeq, a predicted model, not a curated record